Molecule: messenger RNA, 1494 nt
Organism: Vigna radiata var. radiata (mung bean)
Lineage: Eukaryota; Viridiplantae; Streptophyta; Magnoliopsida; Fabales; Fabaceae
Product: probable beta-1,3-galactosyltransferase 14
Exons: 7
Coding region: 324-1262 (312 amino acids)
Cellular component (GO): Golgi membrane
Molecular function (GO): hexosyltransferase activity
Source: RefSeq, a predicted model, not a curated record
AAAUGAUUUGUGUUGUUUGGGUGAUGGAUGAGAGAAAGAAACACGAUAACUGCUAGCAAAUGCUUACUCGUCAAGCAUGAACUAUACCAUCCCUUUCUUUCACUUCAUCUUCCCACUCUGAACCACCUUUCAUCUUCAUCCUCACAAAACCACAUACCCUUUAAUCUCCAUUCCCAUCGCAUCACAUGAUUCAAACCUCCAUUUUCUCACACCCGGAGCUUCUUCCAGUUCCGGGAAUCCCUUCCUGAAACCAUGCCUUCUUCUUCACCCAAAUCCUUCUACCCUCGCCCUCCCCCUCGCAGAACCACCUUCCUCAUUCUCACAUGCCUCUUCCUCUCUCUCUCCGCUUUCUUCUUCGCUUUCCUCAGACCCCUUUGGGAUUGGGCCCUCCUUGCUCCAACCGCACCCCCACAUCGGUUCGAGUCCUUUGGGACCACCACCCCACCGCCCAACACGACCCUCCGCUUCAUGACAGACACAAAGUUAUGGCCUUUGUCGGCAUUCAAACCGGGUUCGGAUCCGUGGGCAGGCGCCAAUCUCUCAGGAACACUUGGUUUCCUUCCGAUCCACAUGCACUUCAAGGCUUGGAAGAAGCCACUGGCUUGGCUUUUAGGUUUGUGAUUGGUAGAACGAAUGACAGAUCGAAGAUGUCUGCACUUCAGAAAGAAGUGGCACAAUAUGAUGAUUUCAUUUUACUGGAUAUAGAAGAGGAGUAUAGUAAGCUCCCAUACAAAACGUUAGCUUUCUUCAAAGCUGCUUAUGCACUUUUUGAGGCAGACUUUUAUGUCAAAGCUGAUGAUGACAUAUACUUAAGGCCAGACCGUCUUUCAUUACUGUUGGCAAAAGAGCGAUCUCACCCUCAGACUUACAUAGGAUGCAUGAAAAAAGGCCCUGUUUUCACUGAUCCUAAACUAAAAUGGUAUGAGCCACUAUCUAAUUUACUUGGAAAGGAAUAUUUUCUUCAUGCUUAUGGUCCUAUAUAUGCUCUCUCUGCCGAUGUCGUAUCAAGCUUGGUAGCGCUUAAGAAUAACAGUUUCCGGAUGUUCAGCAAUGAGGAUGUUACAAUUGGAGCUUGGAUGCUUGCAAUGAAUGUCAACCAUGAGAAUAGUCGUGAACUCUGUGCUCCAGAGUGUACCUCCACAUCAAUUGCUGUGUGGGAUAUUCCCAAGUGUUCAGGUCUCUGUAAUCCAGAAAAGAGAAUGUUGGAACUCCAUCAGCAAGAAAGUUGUGCUAAGAGUCCAACUUUGGACUCUGAUGAAUAGUUUUUGUGAGAAUAGUUAAUGUUUUACUGCUGCCAUUGCAAUCCCUUUCUAUUCAUUCAUCAUCUUUCUCUUUCUGAUUCAUUCAUAUUUCUUCAUGUCUAGAGACUUUAAUGUAUCUUAUUUUUUCAUUCAAAUUUCUCUUAAAUUUUCUUUCUACCUUCUUUAGGGAAGAAGGCUUUGUAGUUUUUAUAAACCACACAAAGCUAGUAGGUACACUUUACAUACCAUUAAA